Adineta steineri is the source of this 1974-nucleotide messenger RNA. NCBI's taxonomy places the organism in Eukaryota, Metazoa, Rotifera, Eurotatoria, Adinetida, Adinetidae. The record is from the annotation of a GenBank genome assembly.
AUGGACGCCAUGUUCACAUUCAGUGAAGAAGAAUUGAAUGCUAUUGCUGUUCAUUCACAUGACGAUUCAUCGAAUAGUAGUCCGUCAACAUCAACAAUGUUGACACCAACAGCAAUUGAAAAUGUAGGACGAACACAAAUAAAACGGCCAACAUCAUUAAAUGUAUCAAAAACAGCAGACCUUGUUUUACGUGAUUCAACAAAUGCCGGAUGUAAAUCGGAAGGUUCGCCAAUAAAUAGCGUGCAAAAAAGACAACACAAAAAGAAAAAACGUCGAACAGCUAAUUCAUAUUCAGAUAUAUCAUUCAAUGAUAAAUAUAAAUUAACUGAAGAAUUACUUGGAACCGGUGCACACGGAGUUGUCAAAACGUGUCGCGAUCGAGUAACAAAACAAGAAUAUGCCGUUAAGAUAAUUAGUAAAGCUCGUCAUCCAAAUCGAACACGUGUAUUUAAAGAAAUUGAUAUCUAUUACCAUUGUCGUGGUUGGCCAUUACUCAAUCAUAUAAUGAAACGUGGUCGGUUGACUGAACGUGAAGCUAGUUUAAUCGUACGAGAUAUUGCUAAUGGUCUUAAUUUUCUUCAUUCAAAGGGCAUGUCUCAUAGAGAUUUGAAACCGGAAAAUAUCUUAGUCGAACGUGCCGAUAGUUUAAUACCAAUAAAAUUAUGUGAUUUUGAUUUGGGCUCAGCUAUUCGCCUUAAUAGUAAUAAAACAACCCCAAUAACAACACCGGAAUUAUCAACACCAGUUGGUUCUGUUGAAUUUAUGGCACCUGAAGUUGUUGAUGCAUGGAGAAGUCUUGAAGGUUCAUUACAAAUGUAUGAUAAACGUUGUGAUUUGUGGUCACUUGGUGUUAUUAUUUAUAUAAUGUUAUCUGGUUAUCCACCAUUUUAUGGUACAUGUGGACAUACAUGCGGUUGGACAAAAGGUGAAGAAUGUGAACAAUGUCAAAGUCUAUUAUUUGAACGUAUUCAAGAUGGAGAAUUUGAUUUUCCUGAUAAAGAUUGGCAAUAUAUAUCUGAUGGUGCAAAAGAUUUAAUCAAACAUUUAUUAGUUCGUGAUGCUUCUUUACGUUUAACGGCUGCUGAAGUUCUUGAACAUUGUUGGGUUAAAAAUAGUCAUGAAUUAAAUGAACGACCUUUAAAUACACCAGAACUUUUACAACGUCAUGAUAGUAUUCGUCGUUUAGAAUCUUUUACAAAAGAUGUAUUAAGUAUAACAAAAAUGAUUGAUGAACGUGAACGUAUGGUGUUUCAUCGAUCUCGUAGUAUUGAUAGUAUACAUGAUAGAAGUCGACGAACAUCAUAUGAUCCUCAUCCUCAUCUUCAUUAUCAAAAUAAUAAUAAAAGACAAAAAAAACAAAAAAAUAACAAUCAAUCAAAUAAUGAUCAUGAUGAUAAUCAAAAUUUUGACAGUUUACGACGAAGAUUAUCAAGUGCUACGAUGACGUCGGGUGAUGAAGAUGAUUAUUUAGCCUGUAGUUUUAAAACAGUUAUACAUUGUCCUACAAAAUCAUCAGCAGUAGUCAAGCAACAACAACCAAUACUACCACCACCACCCCCACAUUUUUAUUUGGCUUCAAAUGACAAUCCAUCUCAAACAAGCACACCAUCGGAAAUAUUAGCACUUACACCAUCACCAUUAAUUCCAGUUUCACCAGUCCCGCUACCUGUUCUUGUGCUUCCAUCACCACCUGUUAAUUUACCAAUACAUCAUCGAGCUCAUACCGAAACUGAUCUUCAUUUUUACAAUCAACAACCUUAUAUUUAUCCUGUUCGUUUGUAUCCAUCUCCCGGAUUUAUUUAUCCAAGUCAAAGUACUCCACCUGCAAAUUUUGUCUAUGGUCCACCAUUACCUCCAUUUGUCAUGCAUCCAAUCCCUGCUCACCAACAAGUUCGAAGUUCAUCAGCUGAUUGUCGUCGUACGGCAAACAAUGGUAAUGAACAUCGUGUUAUACAUCCUGAACGAGUUUGGUAG